Messenger RNA from Tribolium castaneum (red flour beetle), 1366 nucleotides. RefSeq names its product Diuretic hormone 44 (gene Dh44). Gene Ontology annotation, molecular function: hormone activity. Gene Ontology annotation, cellular component: extracellular region. The transcript has 3 exons. Lineage: Eukaryota; Metazoa; Arthropoda; Insecta; Coleoptera; Tenebrionidae. The coding region runs from base 229 to 702 and encodes 157 amino acids. The record is from RefSeq and is a predicted model, not a curated record.
GCGACGUCCAUAACCUGCGUGAUCUUUACCACUAACAGUCGACAACAUCACCAUCGGCUUUCUGCAACUUUGCGGAGUUUCGUCGCUCGCGACUCGGUGCUCUUUCGAUCGAAUUGGAGUUGAUCCAAAACUCCUUCUUCGGCCUUUUGUGAAGGGAGAUAAGUCCGAAACUUGUUCACCAACCUGUUGAAUUUAGCUGCGGCUUUGACGAACAAUAAGGUCCGUAUCAUGCGUGUGCCGGUUUACUUGGUAUGCGCUGCUUUGGUUGUUGUUGUAAGAAGUGAAGAGCGUACGAAUUACUACGGAGGAAGAUAUUUGGAGCCCGUUGAUGUAGCUGCUGACCAAGAAACCGUCAGUUAUCUCUUACCAAAAUUGGCCGCAAAAUACAGACCUAACAGUGAAUGGAGCGGAGUCACUGAUCCCAGAUUUUACGUUUUGACUGAAAUGGAAUCGCAGGACAUCGAAAAUCAGAAUAAAUUGAGCCCCGAAUCCCGAAGCAAAAGAGCAGGUGCUUUGGGCGAGUCCGGAGCUUCUCUCUCGAUUGUGAAUUCGUUGGACGUUCUUCGCAACAGACUAUUAUUGGAAAUUGCAAGAAAGAAGGCCAAAGAAGGGGCUAACAGAAACCGACAAAUCUUACUCUCAUUAGGAAAAAGGGCAUUUCUCCAAUCACGAGCUUCCGGAACUUACGACAAUAAUGUAUAAAUCAAGCGAAGAAUUCAUCGAAUUAAAUAAGUGUCGGUGAAAUCUUCAAUACCUAUUGCUUUGUUCUUUCUUUAAUUUAGUUCGAAUUGGAGAAAUCAAAAAGUAGAGCAAUGCCAGUCUGAUAAAGUAGUGGCACAAGUGCCUCCAAAAUGGCCAAAACCAACACAAAUUGACUUCAUUUUAUUUCAUAACGUGGAAAAGUAAUUCAACAUCCGUGACUACGAUCUUUGUUUGUUGAGGCACUUGUGCUGUUUUAUUUAAUUUGCUUGUGAAAUGGUUCAGUUGACGCUUAUCGGCCUAUACAGUAUUAAAAAGCAUAAAUGUACCUAAAUUAAUCUACCUUCUUGAAUCUUAUAUAACAUGAUUGAAUGUUGAUAUUUUUUUAUUAAGUGAAAUAAGUGUCCACAAUGUUUGUAAGGAGAGGGUUUGAUCUGAAUGAUGUAUAUUUGUGGACCUACAACGACUAUUUGUUCACAUCUGUACUUUCUUAGUAGCUAAAUAAUUAUUAAAUGUUACGUUUAAAAAGACACAAAAUAUAUAGUAUAUUUUAUAAUGUGUUUAAGAAUUACAUUUUUAAAAUGUAGAUGUCUUCUGUUACUGAUGUGUAUCAUAUAAUGUACAAAAUAAAUGGAAUUAAAAAAUAAUAAAAAAAAUGGCGCAUUAA